CAAAAACACAAGAAAGACUUYUCUUGAUUUUCUGUCUCAAAAUUAGCGUUCUUAAAUACAUCAAUCACCAUGAAAGUCACUAUAACAACUGAAGAUGGCUCUCUCUUCACAUUGGAUGUGAGUGGUGAUCUAGAACUAGAAAAUUUUCAAGCUUUGUGUGAGUUUGAAACUGGAAUACCCGCCGCACAGGUUGUGGUAAUUUUCGAAGGRACUGAAUUAAAAGAUGCCAAGAAAAGCCUAACUGACUAUGGAUUGAAAGAGGGAGAUGUGGUAUUAAUGCGAAGACGAAGAGUUAGAGCUCCACCAUCAAACCAAGGGCAAGGAACAGCAAUGGAAAUAGAUUGGGGGCAAAUACAGUUGCCGUCUGGUGCAAAUAAUCGAACCCAAAGGCCCUCAUCAUCUAGACAAAGACCCAAUGAGGAUGACCCAGAGUACAUAAGAACAAUGUUCCUUAAYGACCCCCACCAACUCUCCCUCCUWAAAGAAAGAAAUCCAGAACUAGCUGAUGCUAUAAGCAAUCCYGCAAAGUUUGCUGAGGUUUUGGGUAAGCAGCGUCAGGAAAUGAACGAAAGAAAUAGRCAGCGCAUACGCACUAUGAACGCUGAUAUCUUUGAUGCUGAAGCGCAGCGUGAAAUUGCUGAGGAAAUUAGAAUGUCAAAUAUAAACCAAAACAUGGAGGCUGCAAUGGAGUACUCUCCCGAGUCUUUCGCACGCGUCAUCAUGUUGUAUAUCAAUUGUAAACUUAACGGGCAUCCUGUUAAAGCCUUUGUUGACUCAGGAGCACAAAUGACAUUUAUGAGUUCAGCUUGUGCCGAGAGGUGUAACAUAACAAGGCUUAUUGACCACAGAUGGAGUGGUAUUGCUCAGGGUGUGGGUCAACAGAAGAUAAUCGGAAGGGUACAUGUUGCACAGAUUCAAAUAGAAAAUGACUUUUUGCAAUCAUCAUUUUCUGUGCUACAAGACCAAGUCAUGGAUCUUGUSCUWGGGCUUGACAUGCUAAAGAGACACCAGUGCUGUAUUGAUCUCAAAGACAAUACCCUUAUCAUUGGAACCACUGGCACAAGAACAGCUUUUCUCCCUGAGGCUGAACUCCCAAAYAAUGCCCGUCUCUCAACCCAGGAACCACAAGACACUACACAGGAGAUGGAAGACCGAAACUUAGCAGAGGCAUUAGCCAGGUCGGCUCAAGAUGCCAGUACUUCUAGCUCUAGUUCUCAACAACUUCAAGAACAAGCACCUAGUGGAGGAAGYUUUCCAGAGGAAAAGAUAUUGAAGCUGACUAACAUGGGCUUCAAAAGAGAAGAAGCRAUAGAAGAACUUGCGCGUUGUAAUGGUGAUGCUGAUUUAGCAGCUGUUUCAUUGUUAGCAAAGUCAAUGAAAGUCCCAUCAAAAUAACAAAGGCUUGAGUUUUAGGCUUGAAUUACACAAUAGACCAUUUCUGCUAUGCAUAGACACUUUCAAAAGUAUUCUUCAUUUUUAAUAAGGGCCUGUUCACACUAUGACACAAGCAUGUCUAACAAUAGAAAAGACAAAUGAAUGAAGUCAAGCUUGCAUCGAUAUAAGCAUAGAAAGUAACAUAAAGCAGAGCAUAAGCUAAUCAAAGACAACGAAGGAAUACACCGAGAAAAACACUUUCCUUUUUGUCUUCUUAAUCCUUAUACACUUUGUUUAUGGAGCUUGUGCUUAAGUUGCAGUGUGAACUGGCCCUUAACGUCACAGCAGCCAUCUUGGAGGAACUUUAAAGCUACAGUACAUAAAAUAUCUUCAAAAAUAACUUGGCCGCAUACAUGUGUGGGAUAUUUUUGAAAGUGUCUACACUUUUUGGAAAUAGUGCGUUCCAAGUAAUGUCUUAUGUUAACUGUAGGAAUGAAUUUCUGGUUUUAAUAUAUCUGUUUUUAUUGAUUUACUUAAAUUUCGGUGUUCUCUCUUCUACUUCUAUGUUGUCAAUAUUUUACAAUUUACGGUGCAAGAACAAUUCUUUUUCAUACAAGAUAUUCCUAGAAAAACAUUAGAAUAUAGUUAUAGUUCGUAUUUAUUAUAUAUUUUACAUGUAAUAGUGACGCCAUGGAUCGCUAAAACACCACGCGCGACCAUAGGCAGCCCAACUAUGAAUUUUUAAUGAAGAAAUGUGCAGAUUCAAUAAAAAUUGGGCUGCCUGUGCGCGCAACCAUUGAAAAAUGCUGUUGAAAUCUAGCUUCAGGGUCUUUUUUCUCUCUUAUGACUCAAAAAGGGUCUUUGUGAUAGACCUUUGAAGCUUUUACGUCAUGUGCCUUAUACGCAAUGCAUUGUAGGAUAUGUUUGGAACAGAACAUGGCGGAUUCUAUUUUUCUCUAGAAGCUGAUCCCACAAUGCAUUAAAAAUCAAGUAGUGACGGAUAAAAGGCUCAGAAGUCUAUUAUGCCCAGCUCAAAGUUCUCGCAAUCGUGUGCAAGCUUUUAUAGUGAGCAGCCAUAGAUUUCAGCUCGCAUUGAUAUAUGUCCAUGCCAUGACUUGAUAUAAAAUCUAAUGACUUUUGCUUUGAUGGCUCUUUUUUGUAGAACGUGUUUGACUACUGUAUCUCUGUCAGUAUUACCUUGGAAUACCUGUUAAAUUGAAUGACAAGUCUUAAUAAAGGUAGCGAUGGUAAUCAUA
Messenger RNA from Exaiptasia diaphana, 2630 nucleotides. Its product is annotated as protein DDI1 homolog 2. Gene Ontology annotation, molecular function: protein binding; aspartic-type endopeptidase activity. Lineage: Eukaryota; Metazoa; Cnidaria; Anthozoa; Actiniaria; Aiptasiidae. Gene Ontology annotation, biological process: proteolysis. The record is from RefSeq and is a predicted model, not a curated record. The transcript has 3 exons. The coding region runs from base 70 to 1395 and encodes 441 amino acids.